GCAAACAGAGUUGGUGUUGUUAUGCUGAGUGUGCAUGCCUUCGCCUCGCCGCUGACAAGCUGGCCGCGGCUAGCUAUAUGGACUAGCUAGCGCCUAUAGCUGUAACAGUCAAGCUAGCACGGAUAUGAGGGUGGUUAAAUGUCAAAAUAAAAGUGCGCUCGCUCUUAAAGCUGGCCGUUACAGUACACAUUCGGCUGUAGCUGUUUUAUUUUGUAGGCGCUUUCCGGAAGUGUUCAUAACAAUUGCCUGGAAUUGACAAUAUAAAGCUGCUACUAUGCUGAGAUGGCAGCUAAUCUUUUGUAUACACUUGUGAGCUGUGAAUAAAACACGACAUUUAGCUGUUGGUUUUCAAGUGACGUGAAUCUUGGCUGAUUGACGCGUGUGCGGUGAUUUCCACAGCUUCGGGGUCGCUCUCGGCUGCGUGCGGGUACAGUUAUAGUAGGAAGGCUGAGCACGGGGAUUUCCUCGCUUGCUUGUUUUGUAGGCGGGGAGUUGUUUGCCACUUUCACAAGCAGGCGUCGUGGGGUUGGGGACGGAGUCGUGGAAUGUCAAAACUGUGUUACGAGGUUGGCUUUAUGAUAAAUACUUUGCCAAGGUGUCUGGCGUCCACUGUAUCACUGCGCUUCUCGUGGGUUUGUCAACUCAUGCGCUUCUUGCUGUUCAAACCUGCUGCUUCAUCACCUCGUUGUGAGAAAGGAGAAAGAGCAAACCGAGGCAGCGGUUUAGCGAGAUCAGACCAGCCAGCAGUACAGGUGGACGCGGCUCUCGUGGCAUGACUACCGCAAACAAGGGAAACAAGGCCUUGAAGGUGAAGCGGGAGCCAGGAGAAAAUGGCACCAGCUUGACAGAUGACGAGCUGGUGACCAUGUCAGUACGGGAGCUGAACCAGCAUCUACGGGGCCUGUCGAAAGAGGAGAUCCUGCAGCUGAAGCAGCGGCGGCGUACCCUCAAGAACCGUGGCUAUGCUGCCAGCUGCCGGGUGAAGCGCGUCACCCAGAAAGAAGAGCUGGAGAAGCAGAAGGCUCAGCUUCAGCAGGAGGUGGACAAGCUGGCCACGGAAAACGCCAGCAUGAAGGUGGAGCUGGACGCUCUGCGUUCCAAGUACGAGGCCCUUCAGAGCUUUGCCAGGACUGUGGCCCGCAACCCCGUCACAGCCAGGGGACCUAUGGCCUCCGUCAUAGGGCCCCUCAUCCCUGGUAAAGUAGCUGCCACCAGCGUCAUCACCAUCGUUAAAUCCAAAACGGAGGCUAGAUCGUAGUAGCAGAAAGAGUAGGAGAGUUCUUCUCAAGACUAAACUCGUCAGUGCAUCGUAACAUGGCGCAGGAUUACCUGUGUAAAUUCUCAGUUGGACCCUUGGCACGAACUCUAAAAAUAUGCUUCCCAUCUGAAUCUGAAAGUACGACUUCUAAUCUGUCAGGUCAGAGUCAAUCUGAUCCUGCAAUGUAGGAUUUCCCAGCUGGUUAUGGAUGGAUGAUGACAGAACUGAAAUGUUUGAAUUACAAAGCAAACCAGGGCUUCGAAUCUUCAAGAACGCAAUAUCAAAAGUACAACGUAGUGAUGACUUUUUUUUUUUUUUUAUUUCAAUCACUGAGAAUAAUGGUAAGUGGCAUCCAAAUUGUUAGUUUGUUGACUUUGAUACUUGUGAUAUUUCCUAAUGACUGAGCUUUUUAAGCCUUUUCCGUCCUAAUAAUUGGCUCGUGUUGACAAAUGAUCACAGCCUGUCAAAUCAUAAAUAAGACAUUACUCACAUCUAUGCCAAAACAUUAUCUGAAGAAAGAGCUGGCACAUUUCUCAAUCUGAACCCCCUUCGCUUGUUAUCAUGCACUGACUCCAGUUCGGAAAAAAAAACAAAUGGUCACAAACUGUUGCUGCGGAUGCUACAGAUGUCUUUAAAACAGCCUGACUAAUCCAAAACUAGUAAAUUAGUUCAAUUUGUGAUUUUGUUGGUUGUCUGUCAAGAAUAUAAGCAUGAAAUAAUGCUUCCAAACCCAGCAUUCAUUUCAGUUUAUGCGUCUCGGACAGGCUUUAUUAAUGAACUUGUCAUUAUCAAUAUGACUGGUAGAUGCAAUAAUAUAUGUAUGCACUGAAAAUACAAAGAGGUCUUGCAUAUUUAUGGUUAAGUGGAAAUGUUAAAAAUGAUCAGCAGUUCUACAGGAUAUUGUUCUAGAGCUGAGUGCCAUUCCAAUAUGACAAGCUUCUUCGACAAUAUCUGAAAACCUGAAUGUUAUUACAGUAAUAUCCUCGUGUUUUGUGGGGACAGUGUGAUCCACAAACAUUUUGAAACGUAAUUUUUGCUCAUAUAGAAAACUAUGUUCGAGUUGUUUUGUUUAAAAGAUAUUUAUUGCAUUUUUUGUAAUUACUUGUCGACAGGGCCGUCAGAUAUUUCCAAAAGAAAAUCUUUACACAAGCUUUACUGUUUGAAUUGUUAAGGUGUAGGAAACUUUGUCUAAUGUUGAGUUCUUGGUUUUUAUUACUAGGUAGAUUACCUUCCAUUGUUUAUAGAAAUACACAAAAAGAAAACAGAAAAAAAAAAUUCCUGUGACAUCUUUUUUGCAAUUGUACCGAAAGUGGCUUACUAUUGAAGUCUGAUAGCUUUUCUAGUGACUAGGCGCGUACUGUGGGGUAGCGCGUGAUGUGAUGUGUAAGUGACAAGUUGGCAGUGUCGUUCACUGUAUAGAUGUCAAUGCUGUGCUAUUUAAAACAAAUCUGUAGAGCUAAACUAGGUGGUGUAAACAAGGUCAAUUGUCUUUGUGCGUAUUGGCAUCUGUGAUAUCCCCCGCUUCCUUGGUGUUAGUUACAAAUCAUACUGUCAUUACUACAAGUUUACCAUAUUGAGCCAUGUAAGACAGAAUUUUGUGAAAUGGCGUUUGGGUAUUCAAAAAGCUGCAGCUUAAUCAACAUUAAUUCUGAAAGCUUCUACCUUUUUUCCUGAAGCUUACAGCGAUAUUGUCAUUUUCAGAAUCGGACUAGCGGUUGCACUUGGUGCUGGAUGCCCUCUAAAUACUUGGUCUGUAACCUGAAAGGAAAUGACUUCAUUAUUGGGAGGAUUUCAUUAUCAUAUUCAUUUCAGCCACUUAACUGGUCUGAAUUGGAGACGGGAAACCUAAUGAAUAACCUUUCAAAUUUCGCUUUCGACAGGAUAAAUGAGAGCAACCACAUUUAAGAGAUAACCUGGAGAUGCUUUCUCCCCUCCACCCCACAAAAAAAAAAAAAAAAAACUUUGUUGGAAAACAGUGCAGCGUCACUUGUAUGAAUUUACCCACUGGUCCUCAGAUUUUCCGAUUAAAAGCGGUAGGGUUUGAUGGAGGGUUUGUAUGCACUAAGCUCCUGCUUGUUUUGCUCAGGACAAAACAGGUCACUCUAAAAAUGAACAAACCAUUCUAGAUGAGAAGCAGGGAUGGCAGCUCUUUUCACUUUUUUUCUCCCUUUUUUUAUGAUAAGCAUGUCAUAAAGGGCUUCAAUCCACACACAGAAAGAGACACAUCAUGACCACACAGAAUUACAAUCAACAACAGCUGCCAGCAGCGCUCCUCUUCCUCCUCCUCCUCCUUCUUCUUCCUCUUCUUCCUCUGUGCCAAGUGUCACAUCACUCUCCUGGUCCUCUAAAAGGAAUUUACCAGUGAAGCUGUUUUUACACCUCAAGGUGAAAGUAGUCGUGUAAUGACAUUAACAGAAUGCACUCCAUCCAGAUCUCACUCUCCUGCUGGUCAGAACGUCUGAGGCGUUAAUCUACAGCCACUCCAAAACGACGCCUCAGCAAAAAAACAAAAAAACAAAAAAAACAAAAAAAAAAAAAACAACACUCCAUGCUCGAGACCUGGGUGCUGGUUAUACUGUCUGUGCGCAAGUAUCCUAUCCACACUUUGUCAACAUGCUUAGCUAUUUACAUUGACUGGUUAACUGUGGGAAAAAUAUAUAUCUGACUCUUGACAUAGCCCAGUAUCGAUGUUGACGUCCUUAUUGCUGUGGCAGUCUUGUGGAGUGAAUCUUUUUCGUGUCAAGUGUCUUUUAAAGGUGUUCGAGCGGCACCAUCGACCAAUCUCUCAAUCUCCGCAUAGAGAUGACUGUCUCUUUCUCACACAUACAGGUGUAUAGUAUGUAGCUACAGUAGGUAUUAAUGACCAUUGUGAAAAAGUGACCCUUAAUAUGCAACUCAGUGGAAAGGUGUGAAAGAGUAGAUGUAAGAGUAAUCAAUAUCGUCAAAGUGACUAUGGUCUGUUAUUUAAUAAUUCUUGCUGUUUUUUGUAGACUUUCUGUGAAUGUUUUCUUUCCUGUUUUCACCCUCGAUUUUUUUUUUUUUUUUAACAUCCCUAAAUGAAAAGGCAAUCGGUCCUUGUUCAUCGUGGCUAUCUUGUAAAUUAAAUAUUACACAACGUCUGAAAGGAAUGAGGGGACAGAUGCACUCAAGCCUUACUCACCAAUACUCUGGUCUUAAAUGAGCUGAUUUACCACAUUCAUAAAUCAGACGUCGGUGUCUGAUAUAUCAGUUUGUGCGCCGGCUGAAAUCGACGCUACAGUAUAUUCUGUCACAAGGGCCAUUUGCAAUAUCUUCUUUGAUUGUUUUAUUUAUUUAUUUUUUUUUAUGUGUAUGGUUGAGUGCGUGCGUGUCCGUACGAUUGAGGCUGCUCUGCUGCUACACCAGUCAUUAAUGCUCGUCGUUCGCUGUAGCAUCAUCCACAUAAAUUUCCGUUGUCAUCAUGUGUGGAGUGUGUAUUUAAAAUUGAUCUUAACACUGUAAUUUGUUCUGCAGAUUUUGUUUUUAAUUGGUUCUAGCUUUUUUUUUCUCCCCCCUCUUUUCCCCGUUCGUGUUUUGUUUUUGUUUGUUUUUUUUCUGUUUCUGUUUUAGAGAGGAUAAAUAACAGCACUUAUGUGGAAUUUAAUAGCUCUCAAAUCAUUGGCUUUUUCAUGAAAUUAUGCUUUGUAAACAGUUGACUGUGCAGUUUUUUGUUUUUUUUUUCCUCCAUGGAGUGGAUCUGUGUUUCGAAGGUAUAAAAUUCUGACUAAAGCGAGUAAUACAAAGUUAAUAAUCUGUUUUGUUAUUUUUCUGUAUGGGUUGUAAUAAAAUAUUGCAGUACUUUGUAUGAAAACAGACAAUAGUUAAUUGUAACUAUUUAUAAAUUAAAUUAUUGUACUUUUUUGCAAUCUGUAGAUAAGUACUAUGUAUUCAUAUAUACAGUAACAACUGUGGAUUUAAACGUGAUUCUCUGAGGUGUCUAAGUUAUUGAUGUAUAUAUUGUAUGUUUGUUGAUACAGCUUACUUUAUUUUCUAUAAGACCAAUAAAAUGUUUUGAAAAAGGC
Molecule: messenger RNA, 5298 nt
Organism: Sphaeramia orbicularis (orbiculate cardinalfish)
Lineage: Eukaryota; Metazoa; Chordata; Actinopteri; Kurtiformes; Apogonidae
Product: transcription factor MafG
Exons: 3
Coding region: 773-1258 (161 amino acids)
Biological process (GO): regulation of epidermal cell differentiation; regulation of transcription by RNA polymerase II
Cellular component (GO): nucleus
Molecular function (GO): RNA polymerase II cis-regulatory region sequence-specific DNA binding; DNA-binding transcription factor activity, RNA polymerase II-specific
Source: RefSeq, a predicted model, not a curated record